Molecule: messenger RNA, 1183 nt
Organism: Hydractinia symbiolongicarpus
Lineage: Eukaryota; Metazoa; Cnidaria; Hydrozoa; Anthoathecata; Hydractiniidae
Product: protein RER1-like
Exons: 6
Coding region: 94-702 (202 amino acids)
Biological process (GO): retrograde vesicle-mediated transport, Golgi to endoplasmic reticulum; protein retention in ER lumen
Cellular component (GO): Golgi membrane
Source: RefSeq, a predicted model, not a curated record
GUUAGUGAAAAUACACUGAUGUUGAACUAAAAGUUGAUAUAUACAAAAUAAAAUAGAAAAAUAGUGCAGUAAUUCUGUGCUCACAAAAAAAAUAUGGAUGCAUUAAACCCAGAGGAUGAUUCACCUCCAUCAGCUUUCACUAGAUUUUUCACUUCAAUCGGACAGAGAUACCAAACUAUUCUUGACAAAACAGUUCCUCACACAGCGGGUAGAUGGAUUUUUACACUGGUUCUAGCUACAUUCUAUGCUAUUAGAGUCUUCCUGCUCCAGGGCUGGUAUAUCAUAACAUAUGCACUAGGAAUAUAUCUUCUGAAUUUAUUUAUUGGUUUUCUGUCACCGCGUAUAGAUCCAGCAAUAAAUUCUCGGAGAGAUUUUUUUGAUGAGUUAGAAGAAGAUGAAGACGCGCCUGGCUUACCAACAAAAUCAGAUGAAGAGUUCAAACCGUUUAUCAGGAAAUUACCUGAAUUUAAAUUCUGGUAUUCUGGUAGCAAAGCUUUCGUAAUCGCAACAACUUGCACUUUUUUCGAUAUGUUUAACAUCCCUGUCUUUUGGCCAAUCUUAGUCAUGUAUUUCUGCAUAUUAUUCGUGUUAACUAUGAAAAGACAAAUCAAGCACAUGAUAAAAUAUCGCUAUCUACCUUUCUCGCACGGCAAACGCAAAUACAAAGGGAAACCAGAUGGCGAUCAAGUCACGCCGCAGUAGAAGAUUUAAUAUAUAUAGAAACUUAUUUAAGACAGUCUUCUUCUGUCUAAAAAAUUUCUGUAGGAAUUUUCUUAUUUUAAGCAAUUUUGGUUAGGAUGCUUCUCUUUUGUUCCAUCCGUUCCAUUUGAUGUAUUAUCUUCAAGUAAGCGUACCCUUUGAAGUUUUUAAAAAGAGCACUCGCAUGAAAAGCAACUUUAGUCGGCAGAGGUAGGACUGGGAACAACUACGGUAUGUUUAGUCAAUUGUGCUUAUCCAUUUGAUCUGCCAGUUAAUGUUUUGACUGUUGAUAAUCAAACGUUCAAGCUUCUUACCUCUUUAAUGUCGUUUUUAAUUUACCAACGAGAUGGGAGCAAAUUUUGUGUGGUUUUUUAUUUCUAUUUUUUAAACAACGGACAAGUUGUGUCAGAUAUUUUAAUGUUAUUUUUUUUUCCGUUCUGUGUAAUAGUACAAUAAUGUGUAAAAAAAAUGUGUUUAAGUCAAA